AUGGCUUCCUCGAUCGAAAACAAUAAGGAGAAGCUAACCCUAAAAUCAUCCGACGGUGAGGAAUUCCUCGUCGAAAGGCGCGUGGCCUUCCAAUCCACCCUAAUCCAAACCAUGUUAGACUCCGACUGCUCUUCCACCGAUGUCAUCCCUCUCCCCAAAAUCGACGCCAGAACCCUAGCCCUAGUCCUUGACUACUGCAAGAAGCACGUGGAUGCUUCUUCAUCGAAACAAGAGGAACUAAAUAGCAUCGAUUCGGAAUUCUUAAAGGACAUGGAUAUGGGCGCCCUGUUUCAUCUGGUGCUGGCCGCGAAUUUUAUGGAAAUCAAGGGGUUGCUGGAUAUCGCGACUCAAAAAAUCGCGGAUAGGAUCAAGGAUAAGCCGCAUCAGGAGGUCCGUGAGAUAUUCCAUGUCGAGAAUGAUUAUACCCCUGAGGAAGAAGCCGCGGUUCGAGAGGAGAACAAGUGGGCUUUUGAAGGAUUUCCUUGA
This is a messenger RNA of Rhododendron vialii, 486 nucleotides long. RefSeq names its product SKP1-like protein 14. Gene Ontology annotation, biological process: SCF-dependent proteasomal ubiquitin-dependent protein catabolic process. The coding region runs from base 1 to 486 and encodes 161 amino acids. NCBI's taxonomy places the organism in Eukaryota, Viridiplantae, Streptophyta, Magnoliopsida, Ericales, Ericaceae. Gene Ontology annotation, molecular function: cullin family protein binding. Gene Ontology annotation, cellular component: cytoplasm; nucleus. The transcript has a single exon. The record is from RefSeq and is a predicted model, not a curated record.